Molecule: messenger RNA, 669 nt
Organism: Penicillium digitatum Pd1
Lineage: Eukaryota; Fungi; Ascomycota; Eurotiomycetes; Eurotiales; Aspergillaceae
Product: ribonuclease P Rpr2/Rpp21/SNM1 subunit
Biological process (GO): tRNA processing
Cellular component (GO): nucleolar ribonuclease P complex
Source: RefSeq, a predicted model, not a curated record
AUGGCAAAAGCCAAAGGAAAGAAGGAAGUCAAGAAUUCCAAGAACUCUCAGAGCCACAUUCGAGCACGGCUGGAUUAUUUACACCAAGCCGCCGCAUAUUUCCAGGGUAAAUCUACACUCGCCCAGGGUCAGAACGCCAAAGUUCAAAGCAAUGAACACACCUCAGUUGCUAGUCAUGUUGACUUGGGGGAUAUUGGCCACACAGUAGAUACCCAACGGCAAGUUUGGUCUAUGACUCAAAAGAAGACCCAAGAGCCAUUGAGAAACAUUUCAAGGGUCUGUGUGUCACAUCUACGCGCCGUUGCAAUGAAGACGCAGAUGCGGCUGCCAGUCACACUGAAACGAUCAGUUUGCAAGCGCUGUGAUACCAUCUUGAUGCCUGGAGUGACUUGUUCGCAUGAAACCAGAAACGCAAGUCGCGGCGGCAAGAAGCCAUGGGCCGAUGUACUUGUCGUCCGGUGCCUCUCAUGCGGGACUGAAAAGCGAUUCCCUCGGACGGAGAAACGUGGGAAAAAGCUUGUUGAGCGCCGCAAGGAGAAAGAUUUGGCGUUCCUACAUGAAGUGAGCACACCAGAAGUGCAUGCCUUGGCGGCGUUGCAAGGAGAAGCAGUCGAAUUACGUGAGGAGAAUGUGCCAAUGUUGGAUGCCCCAGAUGUCCCAGUGGCAUGA